Molecule: messenger RNA, 1291 nt
Organism: Centruroides sculpturatus (bark scorpion)
Lineage: Eukaryota; Metazoa; Arthropoda; Arachnida; Scorpiones; Buthidae
Product: epidermal growth factor-like protein 7
Exons: 8
Coding region: 7-906 (299 amino acids)
Biological process (GO): anatomical structure development
Cellular component (GO): extracellular region; cell surface
Molecular function (GO): signaling receptor binding; calcium ion binding
Source: RefSeq, a predicted model, not a curated record
AGAAAGAUGAUCACAUGGAUGUUUUUGUUGAUUGGAUAUUUGGCACUUCUGUCGCCUGUUUUGUCGUCAAAAAAUCCAACUUCUACUUCGAGACCUUCAGUUCAGUCGACACAUCGACUUAUGGGGAGACACGUCUGCGUGCAGAAUAAAGUCGUCACUCGUCCCAUAAAACAGGUGGAGUCUUACUGUAAACCCGUAUACAAGACGUACACUUAUGUGUGCGACAAGGAAAAAUAUCGCCUCUGCUCCUCUUUCAGAGUGGUGUACGAAAAGGCUCUCAGGACCGUUCACAAAAUAGCCGCUCAGACAGAAACUCUGUACGUUUGCUGCCCGGGUUGGACGCAGGUUUCUCAAGCGAAACACGACUGUACUCAAGCUAUCUGCAUUCAAGAAUGUAAAAAUGGAGGAAAGUGUAAGAAACCGGAUCACUGCCACUGUCCUCUGGGAUGGACUGGAAAAAGCUGCGAUAUAGAUGUCAACGAAUGUGUCCAGGACAACGGCAAGUGCGAUCAUUCGUGUGUAAAUAUGCCCGGAAGUUACAGGUGCAAGUGUCACGAAGGCUUUGUUCUUCAGUCUGACGGUAGAAGGUGUAAAAUUAAUUUAGGAUUAUUUCCGGAAUAUCAGAGGCUGAUUCAGGGAUACGAGGAUCUGAGCAGAAGGAUGGCGAGACUAGAAAAGUUGCAAGAACAGAACACGACCGAGUUAUCCAAGAAAGUCGACUCGUUGGCUAAAGCAGUUGCCAUCUUGUCAAAACCUCCAUCACCCUCUCACAACUCAUUAGGAUCGAUGGAUUCACCUUUCGAUCGAAUCAACUCCCUCAGCGAACAAAUCGCAAUUCUGGAGGAGAGAUUGGGAAGUUGUUUGUGCAAUCAGCAGUUGGAAACAAAUUACGCGCCUAGGGGUUGAUCCCCCUCGUAAGAGCGUGGCGUUUGUCAUCGUCAUCGCCGUCGUAGUCUUCGGAUUCAUGUAUUAAUCGUCGCCUCCGGCAUGGGUUUCCUACUUGUCAACUCGUUUAUAUAUGUGUACACAAUGGCAUUUUUCUUCCGAUUUACCGAACGGGGAGGAGGAGAUCUCCGCCUUUAAUUCACACUGCCCCCCGAUUUCGGUCCAGUUGACCGAAAAAGGUGUAGACUAAUUUCUACGGAACACGCACCGUCGUCGAUGAUUUUACCGUUUUAAAUGUGAUUGUUUAAUAAACGCUCCAUACACGUCAUCGUCUUGGCACCGUAUUUCGUGUUGGAUUGUAAAUAAGGACGGGAAUAAAACUAUUCCGAGUCGAGUCUGCUUCGUA